AUAAGAUAAUCUGUGAUGAGAAAGCGAAAAUCGGAGAGUUGUGACUGCGGUUUGAAGGAAAGCUUAAUAUAGGUUGCAUUUGCAAUGGCUUUCUCGUUAUAUUGGUUGUUCCUGGUGUUGAUCGUGUGGAGUUCAGUUUGUAAAGGAUCAGACAGGUGAAUCUCUGUUUUAAAACCAGACUUAAAUCUCCAAACAGGGCAGGUUUGAACUUGGAUUGUUUGCUUCUGCCAACUCCAGCAACUAUUAUGUUGGAAUUUGGUACAAAACCAUAUCAGUUAAAACGGUGAUAUGGGUUUUAAAUCGGAAUCAAUCCAUUCAAUCCUCUUUUUGUGAUACUUGUCUGCUGCAAAUGAGUAACGGCAGCCUGAACCUUGUUGCCAAUUCCAAGGUGUUCUGUGGCAGAGCUUUGACAAUCCGACGGAUACUUGGCUGCCAGGUGCGAUGGUUGGAAUAAACGCAAAACUCAUAUCGUGGAGAAACGAAGGCGACCCUGCAAUCGGCAACUACUCACUAGAAAUGGAACCAAACGGAGGCGGUGAACUUUACAUUAAGCAAAUCGGUGGAAAAACGCUAUGGAGGAGUGAAAUUUGGCCAUCAUUCUCGCCUGUUGGCAGCCUUUACAGUUUCUCCUUUGUCGACAGGGCAUUUUUGACAUACAAAGUUAAGAAUGAAUCUGCGGUGGUUAGGGUUGUCUUAAGCUAUUCUGGUGUGAUUAUUCAUUUCUUGUGGCAGGAGAGCAGUCAGGCAUGGGUUCAUUUAGCUUUUCAACCUGCUGAUUCGUGUAAAGUGUUUGCUAGGUGUGGGCCUAAUGCAGUUUGUGAUAUUAGGUAUAGCCCUUCUUGCAAAUGUUUGGAUGGAUUCGUGCCACAAGUUAAGGAUGAUUUUUCGCGCGGGUGUACAAGAAUGAAACCUCUGCAGUGUGAUGAGGACAAAACGGAGUUCAUGGAGCUGACCAACAUUAGGUUUCCUGCAUAUGCUCAAACUCUGGAAAUUGCAAUGAAAGGCGUUUGCGAGUUUGUGUGCAGAGGCAAUUGCUCGUGCACUGCUUAUGCCAACAGUAAUGGAGGAGGAUGUUUAUUGUUUACGGGGGGGACUUGAUUGAUUCAGAGAGUAUGCCGGAUGAUUCAGGCAUAACGCUGUAUGUCAGAAUGAGCUGCGACACCCCUCUUAUGAAA
This is a messenger RNA of Salvia splendens (bonfire salvia), 1175 nucleotides long. Its product is annotated as G-type lectin S-receptor-like serine/threonine-protein kinase At4g27290. Lineage: Eukaryota; Viridiplantae; Streptophyta; Magnoliopsida; Lamiales; Lamiaceae. The record is from RefSeq and is a predicted model, not a curated record. The transcript has 2 exons. Bases 442 to 1098 code for a protein of 218 amino acids. Gene Ontology annotation, biological process: recognition of pollen.